Messenger RNA from Lagopus muta (rock ptarmigan), 6321 nucleotides. RefSeq names its product neuropeptides B and W receptor 2 (gene NPBWR2). Lineage: Eukaryota; Metazoa; Chordata; Aves; Galliformes; Phasianidae. Bases 4606 to 5604 code for a protein of 332 amino acids. The transcript is spliced from 3 exons. Gene Ontology annotation, cellular component: membrane; neuron projection. Gene Ontology annotation, molecular function: neuropeptide receptor activity; neuropeptide binding. Gene Ontology annotation, biological process: neuropeptide signaling pathway. The record is from RefSeq and is a predicted model, not a curated record.
CGGGCUCUGUUCUGGGCAGACUCGGGUCAGAAACUCCAAGUACAACUUCCAGCCCCAGAGAAAAGCAGGACAAAGCGUUGGAGAAUAGAAGCAUCCUUGACGACGAACGAUCCAAGAAGAAGAAUCAUUUUGAUUUUAUCAUUUUGAUCUCUCUGGCUAAAACCAGAGGAAGAGCUGACAAUUGAGCGGUUUCAAGCAGCUCUCUCGCAUUCUAUCCUUUAAAUACUGGUAUAAAUUGCAGCAAGACCAGCCGCAGGUCCUCGUUGGCGAGGCUCGGGCGCCGGAGCUCCGUUAAUUGACCGCACGGCGCCGCAGCUCCGCAGCGCCCCGGCAGGGAGCGGAGCUGUCCGCGGUGCUGCCCGCGCCCGCCGCCUUUAUUCCCAUCAGAGCCGCUCUGAGGAAUAAAUCGCACAGCAUUUAUCUUAAUCGCUCCCCUGCAGAGACAGCAAUGGGGCAGUUAUUGAUACAUCCCUCACCUGACAAGAGCAGGCCACUUAGAGGACUCAUUACUGUUAUUAUUAUUAUUUUUUUUUUCUUUAAGCACCUGCUUUUUAACUUCGCUUCCCCUCAGCUUGCAGCAGGCUGGAUGAGCGGGAGACUGCUGAAUCCAUCACAAUUGCUAUUGCCAUUCAGAGACACCUUUUUAUGAACAGUUCACCCAUUUCCCAACGGAAAGCUCUGCUCCAUCCCCUACCCAGUAAAACCAGCACCCUUCUCCUGGCUCCCAAAGGUGCUAUCCUUCCCCUAAGCCAGCCUGGAAAGGUUGGGAAGCUGCUGCAGAUACCCUGGCUCAUGACAAAGAGCAGAACAGGAGUGACAAUAAGCUCAGGUUUCCUUUUUCCAGCUCACCCCAACGCCCACCAGCUCAAGGAGCAGGAGAUUACUGGGGGAAAUGGCCAAGCCCCAUGAGCACCCACCCAGACAGGGAUCUAUGCAGCUCAAAAGCAGCUCUAAGGCAGGGGCUACAACACAGCUAAUGUUGCCCCGCAGUAAAUAACAUGGCACUGCCUUUUCUUGCCAGAAACCACCACUUAGAGAUCACUUGACACAACCAAUGUUGAAUGUUAACCCACAGUGCUGCACCACCUUUUGAAAAGUAAGAACAACUCAUUCAAAUAAAUCACCCUAAUAACCAGUGACCUCAAGGCAGUCAGCAGAGAACAUUUUGUUUUGGUGAGCAAAGUAUUGAUUGCACAUCCAUGUCCUUGAGAUGAACUUGACUCUUUGAAAGCAGCAGAAGCCCAAUGAAACAGGAUCCUCUCCCUGCUAAUCCCUUUGAAGAGUGAAGCAGAGCUGUUUUAUCAGGCUGGACCCAGCCACAACACUUCUCUAGUGGCCUCAGAGACCCGCAGGGCAUGUUGAGCAUGCAACAAAAGUUCCACCUCAUCUUCCCCCCAGGUUUCCUUGCUGAGGGGCUGCAGGAGGCUUGGACAAUAUCACUCACACUGCCAUCAAUGGGAGAACAAUCUCACAGAUUAUUUGCUGUGUUCUCCAAAAGCAAAGAAGGCUUCAGCCCUGCUUGUGCCCAGAGCUGUGGGUGCUGCCGCAGCCAAGCAUCACAGCCCCAAAGUGAUGGAUGGCCUAUGCCUGCAGUCAGCAGUACAUAGCUUUAUGGAAGCAACAAAGCAGCAUUGAUUUCACAACACAGGGGAUUUCCCCCUCCCUAAAAUACUGCCUGCCUUUGCACAGUUGACUCAAGCUGUAUGGAGCAAACAUGAGUUUCAAGAGGCAAAGCCCAUCUGCACCACGCAUAUUUGCUGGGGAUAGAAACUUUGUCCCUAUUGCACCGUGCUGGUGAUGGGGCUGUCUGCACAAGGAUGUGUCCAAAUGGCUCAGAGGGAAGAUGCCACUUGUGGCCUUAACAGUGAGUUAACCAGUGCCUGAUUCUCAGGGUUUCAUGCCACUGCAUGUUUGCAAUCGUUCUCCAUAAUGAAUCAGUGAAUUUUAGUGCAAAUCUGUUUAAAAACAGAGCUCAGAGAAAGCAUGGUCAGCGCAUUUGUCUUGGGGAUAUAAAAGAAACAAAAGCCCCCUCCUCAUGCUAGAGAACAAGAUGAGAUUCUUAGUCACCCUCUCAUCUCCGACAAAGCUUUAAUCAAGCACAUCCCAACCAAAGCACGCAGGAUGCUGUUCUCACUGCGGGUCCUGAGAACAAACGCCAUGCAUGCAGCCCCUGCACCCUUCCCUUGGGAGUGCACCCCACAGAUAGCAGCACCCAGGCACACAGCCAAAGCAACAUGAAAGCCAAUCCCAGGGGAACAGUCCGGGGAGUGAAAGAAAGGACAUCAGGUGUUCCUUGUGCUGGAGAACAGAAAAUCUUCCCAUUGAAGCCUUCAGUGCAAACAUUUUUACAACUUUUGAGCUGGGGAAUAGAUCACGAUCAUAAUACUUCCACCUUUCAACAGCAGCAGGCAAGAAUACCCCUUGUCCUCACAGCUCUCUGCAUCACCCUACAGCACAAUUUGAAAUAAAGGAGGAAAGUCCUUCAGCCUUUCCCCUCCGGGAUCACUGCGUGUGAGGGACACCCUCACCACCCACUCUGAAAGCAGCAGCUCUAAAGGCAGCAGCCAGGUAACACACACAUGAGAUGUGUGGUACAGAUUUUGCUUUGAAAAGUUGGUUCAGCCUGCCAGCCUCUUUUCUGGGAAUUAGUGUGGAAACAAAAAAAGUCCCACCCAGAAAGAAGAACCACUGGCGCUGCCAGAACUGUGUCAGCUCCUUUGCUUCCCUUUAUCUCCCAGCAGUGAUGGGGCUCCCUCUCAUCUCCAUCCAGAGAGAGAACGUUUCACAAAGGGUUGGAAAUAAAACCUGCCUUAACACCAGUGAGACCCAGAAGAUGCUCUCUGAUAGGCACACAUUGCAUCACAAUGGCAAGGUGCAGGAACUGGGACCAGGCUCACGAGAAGCUCUGCUCCUCCAGUGGAUGCCAAAAUCCACCCCAGGAUCCUUCCAAGCAGCCUCACAGCCAGCAGGUAACAUUUCCAUGGUGACAGUCUCACCUGCAGAUCAGUUACACCUGCAGUAGUGCUGUGUAUCUCACCCAGAUCUGCUCACACAUGCUGAGUUCAGAUCUGGGCAAGUUUCUGACAGCCUCAUGUUCCCAUCCACGCAAUUACACUUUUUCUCCCAGAUAAUCUCUCACUGUGAACAACAGAUCUAGCAUUUUAUUCUCCCCAUUUUUUUGUUCCUUUUUUUCCUCAUUUAUUGUUCAAUGUAUUCUUGACAAAGAACAAUGAUUCCUAAACCAAUGCCUUCCCACUGCAGCCCUAUCAAACCCAGCUUCCCCUACAACAACUCACAAACGGUUCCAAUUUUCCCCCCAAAACAAAGAGGGCAGCUCUGGAGGAGUCUAUUUUCUGAUGAAAUAACAUUCUUAUAAUUGCUAUGGAUAUUCCUCGGGCGAUCUUCACUUUGUUUCAUUUUGCUGAGGUCUAGCAACUGACCAGAUUUUGGUAGGGAUACAGAAAAUACCAACAAGAGUUGUGCUCCAGGCCUGGAAAAAAAGGAGUGACUGCUGAAAAGCCAGUUCUACCCAUGGCCCUCAAGAAGACACUUCAAAGUAUUUGAUUCCCAGCCCAUUACUAAUGCACAGGAACCUUGCUAGAAAAGGCCAAACAUCCCCAGAAAAGGGGCAAAAUCAAACACAGCUCUUAACAGCUUGGCUCAUUCCAACACGCUGACCCACUUGGUGCUGCACAUUGGCAGCAGAGUGCUGAUGGAUGGAUGCCUCCUCUGCUAUUAAAUCAAAGGUCAGGCAGCCUCCAGCUGGAAGCUGCAUUUAAAAGACGAAAGGAGAAUGAGGAUGACCUUUGGCUUCCUUCCUACGUUCACAGGAAAAUAAAAGUGAUCAUAUGCUGUUGAUGACUUCGUUAUUCGACCUGGGGUGGGUUUCUUCACAGCACUUCUGCGCCUCCCCAAGCACAUCCCAAGAUUAAGCUGUGUUUCCAAAAGCUGGACCAGGAGCUCAGCUGGAAGCAGCAGCGCUCUGGCAAGCCCAGCACACGCAGAACUUUUCUUCCCCCCGAUGGGAAGGAGUGCUAAUUGCUCAGCCGUGCCAUGCACACACGGCCACCAUGUUGCUAUGAUCUCAAAGAUGGGUAACGUCAGCAUCCCGGGGACCCUCCUCCAGCUGGGAUCGGCGAGCCAAGGCUGAGCUACACGGAGCAGCGGUGCCGGAGGAGCAGCAGAGCUGCACACCAGGGCACCCUGGGAGAGGAGAAUAGCUGCGUCAUAAAUGUCACUGUAUGUGCAACCUCAGCUGCUGAAAUGAGCUUGAAGUCCCCAAUCUAAAGAAAGGCACUAAUUAAACACAGCAAUGCUCCUGCUCUGAUACGGAAAAGCAAGCACUGUGCAAGUGAAACAGCCAUCCCUCACAUCCUCCAGGAGAGGAGGAAAGCCGCCCAGGCACAAAGCUUCCUCUGCCCUCCUUGUUGCUGCCAGCCCUGAGGAAUCUCACUGCAAACAGCUGAACUGCAUCCCUCCAGCAGAGAAAAGCAGCGGCUCACCGGGAUGCUCUGAGAGCUGUUCCACUCGCGCAGGGGGAUACAAUUCUCAUUUGCUUUGUUCAUGAAGCCUUGGACGCCAGAGGGCAGCCUGUGACCAGCAGGCAUGGGGAACAGCUCUCUGUGGGACAGUUUGAACGGCACCUGCAGCAAUGCAGCCAACAGCUCCUACCUGGACGGCGAUAUGAUGUUCAACUUCACCUUCCAAGAGCAAUCAGCUGAUUUCUACGUUGUCCUCCCUGUGAUUUACUCUGUCAUCUGUGCUGUUGGGCUCACAGGCAACACUGCUGUCAUCUACGUGAUCCUCAAGGCUCCCAAGAUGAAAACUGUGACAAACAUGUUCAUCCUGAACCUUGCAAUAGCCGAUGACUUGUUCACACUUGUCUUGCCCAUUAAUAUCGCUGAACACCUCCUCCACUAUUGGCCCUUUGGAGAAAUCCUCUGCAAGGUCAUCUUGUCCAUAGACCACUACAACAUCUUCUCCAGCAUUUAUUUCUUAACAGUGAUGAGCAUAGACAGGUACCUGGUAGUGCUGGCUACGGUCAGGUCCAAAAGGAUGCCACACCGUACGUACCGAGCAGCCAGGAUCGUCAGCUUGUGCAUCUGGAUCCUAGUCACCAUCAUAGUUCUCCCUUUCAUCAUCUUUGCCAACGUAUACAUAGAUGACCUGAAGAUCAAGAGUUGCGGUCUAAAUUUCCCCAAGCCUGAAAGGUUUUGGUUCAAGGCCAGCAGGAUCUACACCCUCAUCCUCGGCUUUGCCAUUCCAGUGUCCACUAUCUGCAUCCUCUACACCAUGAUGCUCUACAAGCUGAGGAACAUGCACUUGAACUCUAAUGCCAGAGCUCUGGACAAAGCCAAAAAGAAAGUCACCAUCAUGGUCUUCAUCGUCCUGGCCGUGUGUCUCUUCUGCUGGACCCCGUUCCACCUGGCCACCAUCGUGGCUUUGACCACUGACUUGCCCCAGACCUCCAUGGUCAUUGGUAUCUCCUACUUCAUCACCAGCCUAAGCUAUGCCAAUUCAUGCUUGAAUCCUUUCUUGUAUGCUUUCCUGGAUGACAGCUUUCGGAAAAGCUUCCGGAAGAUGCUGGAAUGCAGAACUUCUUGAACAGUGGAUGGGAGGCUUGCAGCUCCCUUCCCUCCCAUAGCUUUGCAAGGGAAACUUUGCAGACUUCAGAGGGCGGCUAACGAAUGCACAAGUCUUCUCUUUAGUUUGUAUGUAGUGUAUGUUUAACAUCAUCAUUCACAAUUUGUCCAGCAUCUUUCAUCUCUGCAUCCCCAAACUUCUCAAAGCUGUAUUUCUAUGUUCUCAUUUUUAAUCAAACCCCAAAGCAGUAAGGACAGAAAACUUCUUUUGCAAAGGUUUGCUUCUGCUUCAGCGGUCCUUUAUUGCCAUCUGCUGUACAGCACAGUGAAGCUGUAGACCAACUUUCAGAGGAGCAGCAGGGCUAGCAUUCACUUUGUGACACAUCAACCACACAGAGGAUGCAAGAUGAGUAUUUGGAAAGGGAAAAUAACCAUUUUCAUGUGUGCACACGUGUUACAGCUUUGCUCUUGUUUGAGGGAUGUCAGCUCCACUCUGACCCCAGUUUCCUUCCUUCUUGAACUGUUAACAGCUGUUACGUUUAAACCAAAAAGAAAAACCCGUGUCUUAAAAGUGCUGUUCAAUAACACACCUUAAAAAUAUUGUGGUAACCGUGGGAAUUUGUGCUAGAAAUUAUUUUUAACUAAUGAUUCCUGUUCAACGUCAGAUAUAUAUUUAUUUAAGAGUGAUUGACAAAAUAAACUUCACGGGGAAAAAUAAAGACAGCCUGGUCCUUCUUUC